CGAGAGCGGCCGGUGGUCUCUUUCUCUCUCUAUUUACAUUCUAUCGUGCUCAGUAGACAACACGGCUCACGAUACGGCGUAUCGAACCUCGCAAUUUAGUCAACAAAUAGUAUAGAUAAAGAAUAGUUAUUUUUUAAGUUAAAACUUUACUGACAGGUGUUUUAUUGUGUGUUUUAAUCGUGUUUACGUUAAAAAAUGGCUGCCACCAGUGUAACGUGUCGCGCCUUGGUUUUACUUCGGCUGGAGAUUACCCGUGGUUUGAGUGUCGCGUCCUUGGCUACUCCCCGAAGAUACCAUAAUGAAACAUGGUGCAAACGAUGGUGGCAUAUAUCUCAACGAGGGCUUUCAACAACAAGAGGUACUUUUGGCCCAACAAUCAGCCCCAUACUUAGUAAAGAACAAAAGGAAUCUAAAGAUACGAAAAGUCAACACCAAAAUCAACAUCAGCAACAAAAGCCGUUAAAGGAAUCAAAAAAUGAAAAAGAUCCUAAUGAACCCGACAGUACGACUCUUCUAGGUGUGACAAUUGAUUUCCAUCGAGGCUACCCGCGAAUCACGGUACCUCUGCCAUCGCGAAAAGAAAAGUGCAUCUUCACCCUCAAGCCAAUAACCAACACAGUGGGGGAUUUUAUUCAUAUGUUGAAAGAAGAAGACCGUGGAAUAGACAGAGCAUGUAUUACGACAUUAGAUGGUGUUAGAAUAUGUAGUCACAACACGAUAGAGUCGCUUUUAGAUAACGAUUUUAGACUAGUCAUCAACGACGUGACUUACGAUGUCUCGCCACCUGAAAAAGAAAAAUACUCGAUGGAAACCAUGCAAAAAUUGUCAGACGUUCAAGUGACGGUGAGCCAACUCUACGAAACUCUACAGUGCACUGAGUAUAAUUCAGUUUUAGAGCGAGAAGUGAUAGCUGAAUUGGAGCAGGUGAUGAUAGAGUUGGAGCCAUUAGAACUAAAAAAACAAACGCUGGAAGUGGCCGCGGAGAGACGAGCGAACCUUCACUCAUGGAUAGGACUCGUUGCCAUGGCCGUGCAGUUUGGGAUCCUUGCAAGGUUGACCUGGUGGGAGUAUUCGUGGGAUAUCAUGGAGCCCGUGACCUACUUCGUAACAUACGCUACGGGCAUGCUCUGUUAUAUCUACUUCAUCGUAACAAGACAAGAAUACAUGCUACCAGAGGUAAUGAACAGACGGUACUUAAUAGCUCUUCACAAGCGAGCUAAAGCAGUAGGACUCGAUUUAACAAGAUACAAUAUGCUCAAAGAUCAGGCUUACGAGCUUGAGACAACCCUUAAAAUAAUUCGCGGGCCACUGUGGAACCACAAGAACAAAAUAGAAAAAAAAUUGCGCGACAAAGCUAGAAGUAGCAGCAGCUCCAGCUCUAGCUCGAGUUCACGUUCUCCUUCCUCGAGUCCUUCUCCUAGUCCCGAAAAAACUGCACGCACGUGAAUUAACUUUCAUACCAUCAUAAUAUAAAUAAUUAUGACUGACGACUGGCUUUAUUUAUCUAUUUUUUUUAAAGCACCUACGAUUUUAUUAUUAUAAUUAUUAAUUAUUAUUAUUACGUCUGUGUGACGAACGCUCAAUCGAGUCGACACUAUACAUCGAAAAAUAUUAAAUAUAAUUGUUGACAAUGGUAUGAAAAAUGUUCAUCAACAAUUUAUGGUUCAUUGUGGACUUUUUCUUUUGACGAAACUCAUUCUUCAUAAUUCGCGCAUAUCUCCAACGUAUUUUACGUAUUUGUCUUUAAAAUUGACCAAAAAAAAAAAAAAAUGAAUAAAAAAAUAUAUUACACUUAAAAUAAUAAAUUCCGCGUUAUCUGUGGAAUUAGUGUCACCCACGGGGCCAUUUACAAAUUACUAAACUCACUGAAUAAAGAAAUACUUGCUAAAUAAUUACAUCUCCAAUAAUUAAUUAAUCAAUUUCAUACAUUAUAAUUAUAAUUAUUAUAACUAUUUUUGUUAUUAUUAUUAUCAUCAUCGUUGUAAUAGUUUUUAAUGUGAUUUUAAUGUACUUCGAUAAAUAUGAUCUUCCAUACGUUACUAUUAUUGUGUAAUAAUAAUACUAAUAAUUUAUUAUUAUUAUUAUUAUUUCAUUAAAUUAUUUAAAUAGUUUCAUCUUUGUUAUAUAGUAUGUUGGUUAUAAGCGCGUAUAAAUAACAGAGAUGAUUUAUGAAUAUUAUUCUCAAAUGCAAAUUUCAAGUGGUAGUUAAUUUUAAAUAAUCAAAUAGUUGAUUUAAAUUUUAAAUUUAAAAAAAAAUCGUCUUUAAUUUUUAAAAACUUAUUUGUAAAUAUUAUAUUUUUAUUAUGAAAUCGUGUUGAAGUAAAACUUUUAUAAAAUUCUCAUAAUUUAUUUUUUAAUUGUAAUUAUUAUUAUUACUAUAAAUAUUGUGUGUUGACGUCAUAAAUUCUUGUGCCAAUUUUCGUGAUUGCUCUAGUCGAAUUUUGAUAUUAUUUUCUACCUCGAUUUAAUAACAGGUGUCAUUAACUACUGUUUACAUUUAUAUUAUUGAUGUCAUAAUGAAGCUCUAAUAAAAUAAUUGAAGCAUCUAAAUUGACGCUCCAUUAAUUAGAAAAAAAAAGAAACAACAAUUAACGUUUAUCAGUUAUUAUUGUACACAAUGUUUUCUUAUUUAUGACUAAUUUGUGUGUUUAAUUAAUUUCUGCGCUUCAAUAGCUCGACAUUUAUAUACUUGUCAUCAACAUAAACAAUCCUUACGAAUAAAUUAAGUAAUUAAUUAUAAAGUGUAUGAUUUAUUAGUCUCAUUGUAAUUAUAAGUGUUAAAAAAAAUUUUUAAACAAUUAUCAUUUCUUUUCUCAUCACAUUAUAAAAAUAUAAAUAUAAUUAUCUUUCACAUUUUAUCCGUCCGCAUAGACAGGUGAUUUUAAAUCUGCAUAAUUAGACAGCGGUACUGCUUUUGCACACAAAAAAAAACUGAAUUAACUAAUAAAUUAUAACUUAAACAGAAAUUGAAAUUUCAACGCCGCUAUAUUUACAUUUAGAUAUUUAUCUUGACUUAAAGAAUUUUAAAAAAUACAUUUUAUUUAUCUCUUUAAAUUCUUCCUAAAAACUUAUUUUGUUUAUUAAAAAAAAUUAAAUUCAAAUUAACAUAUAAAAUAAUAAUUAAUAAAUUUCAAUAGGAGUGAAAAAAAUUAAUGUCAUUACGCACUUUGUCUUGCACUUGACUUAAAAUUUUAUAUAGAAUCAAAUUUCACGUUUAUCAAAUAAUUACACUAGUUAAAAAUAAUAAUAAAGUUGUCGAAAAAAAAUAAAAACUAAAAAAAACACUUACAAAUAAUGUACAUUAAGAUAAAUAAUUAUUUGUUUAAUCUGCAUCGCACAAUCUUUUACGCGUU
Molecule: messenger RNA, 3353 nt
Organism: Microplitis demolitor
Lineage: Eukaryota; Metazoa; Arthropoda; Insecta; Hymenoptera; Braconidae
Gene: MCU
Product: calcium uniporter protein, mitochondrial
Exons: 7
Coding region: 196-1446 (416 amino acids)
Biological process (GO): mitochondrial calcium ion homeostasis; calcium import into the mitochondrion
Cellular component (GO): mitochondrial inner membrane; uniplex complex
Molecular function (GO): uniporter activity; calcium channel activity
Source: RefSeq, a predicted model, not a curated record